Messenger RNA from Aureobasidium pullulans EXF-150, 1136 nucleotides. RefSeq lists its product as uncharacterized. The record is from RefSeq and is a predicted model, not a curated record. Lineage: Eukaryota; Fungi; Ascomycota; Dothideomycetes; Dothideales; Saccotheciaceae. Bases 158 to 796 code for a protein of 212 amino acids. The transcript is spliced from 3 exons.
CCAAUCUCUCAAGGAUCGCGAAAACUUUCUGGAAGCCCUCGUCGAGCGAAAAACACAAUCUCAUCAAUCUCGACGGAAGUUACCGUGAGUCGACAAAUAUUGUUGGUUGGAUGAUGCGAAGAGCAACUGCUCACUCCAUUACAAGAACCUCAUCAGCAUGUCUCUUUUCUCGGCCUAUGUUUUGCCCCUACAGCGACAGAUGCAUGUCACAAGGAUCUGGCCAACAAUCCGAGCAUAUCUAUAUUCCACCAAGACCCCUCCGGAACCACCACGUCAACUGAAGACCGACAGCAUAACCGUUAAAACGAGAGAACAAAAUAGACGUCUUGUUGAAUAUCACAAGGUUUAUGACCGGAAAUACCGCAAAGACAACCUUGACAAACGUCGAGAGGAUUACAGAGUCUGGUACCAAGCACAUUCUGACUACCAACGGUUCAGGGGCUAUUUAUUUAGACAUCCUGUUUGGGCGCAGAAAGAGCUUACCUGGAAGACCCAUCGUCUGAUUGCAACCGAAGAGAGAGUGAAGCGUGCCUGUGCAUCUUGUGGGCAUCAUGAGUUCGCAGGCUUGAAAAUGUGGUGGGCAAGAAAGAAUGAGAACCCAGACGCCGAUUCGGUCGAGUAUGAUUGCACAUAUUGCUUUUACGCUAUAGACCCCGAACGAUCGAAGCCUGUCGGAUAUGAAGAUCUCGCUUUCGGGGAUAUGCUUCUGGCCUUGCAUAAGGCUCGUCGAGAACACGACAAGACCCUUAAAGCUAAGCCAUCUCCCUCGUCUUCAGAAGAUGAGAAGUCACGCUGAACAUGUCAAACCAUUCGGUUUUGGAAAAACGAGUUGAGUAUAUACUCGCUAGCAAGGGCGGAGAUUGCACGUUUACUUUCUACCACGGCAAAUCUGCUUGAAGAAGAUACAGGAUCGUGCUCAUGCGCGCUCCCAUCGCCUACAUCUGGCGAAUACUUGUGACAAUGCUGUUAUAUCGGAAGACGGCAGACUCGGCGCCUCGGGUCCAUGUCGAGAACGACGCAUACCGGGCUAGUACCGAGAUAGAUCUCUCUUACUCUCUCCUAGGGAUGCACGGUAUUAUCGACCCUACUCGUUUCGUCGCCUGUUUCGCCUCGGGGUUAGGUAAAAUCGACUAGAC